Molecule: messenger RNA, 2217 nt
Organism: Fusarium sp. VM40
Lineage: Eukaryota; Fungi; Ascomycota; Sordariomycetes; Hypocreales; Nectriaceae
Source: the annotation of a GenBank genome assembly
AUGGCUGAGGUGGACGCGCUGCCCACCUUUGGCACAGAGCUCAAGGAUGGUUUCAAACCCGCAAAUGCAUGGCUCGGUCAUGGCAUUGGCUGGCUUGAAGACAUUCAGCAAUUCUACCGAGAGCGCGCUACCAUCGAGAAGGAAUAUAGCGCAAAGCUUACAGCACUUGCUAAGAAGUACUUUGAGAAAAAGAACAAGAAGACCGCUCAGCUCAGUGUAGGAGACACUCCUGCCAUGACUCCCGGUUCGCUUGAGAGUGCCUCCUUGACCACAUGGACAACCCAGCUUACGACGCUCGAAUCCCGCGCCAACGAACACGACCGAUACGCCAACAAUCUCGUUUCUCAGGUCGCUGAGCCGCUCAAAUUCUUUGGCGGUCGUUUCGAAGAACUGCGCAAACGUCACUCCGAUUAUGCCUCGAAGCUCGAACAGGAGCGUGAUGCCCAAUACGCUUCGCUCGCCAAAACAAAGGGCAAAUAUGACGGUGUUUGUCAAGACGUUGAGGUGAAGCGUAAGAAGACCGAGGCGCAUUUCGAUAAAGCCAAAACCCAGAAUGCCUAUCAACAACAGCUGUUCGAGAUGAACAACGCCAAGAACACCUAUAUCAUUGCGAUCAAUGUUACCAACAAGCAGAAGGAGAAAUAUUACCACGAAUACAUUCCCGAGGUCAUGGAUAGUCUGCAAGAUCUCAGCGAGUUUCGAACAACAAAGCUGAACAGCCUUUGGACCGUUGCGACCAACCUUGAGUCUGACAUGCUUCAACAGAGCAACGGCAUGGUUCAGCAUCAAGGCACCGAGAUUUUGAGGAACUUGCCGCAUCUUGACUCAAUGAUGUAUAUUCAACACAACUUGGGAUCUUUCAGCGAACCACCUGAUAAGCAUUUCGAGGCCAGCCCAGUCUGGCACGAUGACGGUACCAUGGUAGUUGACGAGACUGCAAAGGUCUUCCUGCGUAAUGUCCUGGGCAAAUCCAAGUCGCAAUUGGGAGAACUACGGAGAGAGGUCGACAAGAAACGAAGAGAAGUCGAAAGUGCCAAACAACUGAAGCAGCGAGUCCGGGAAGGCAAGGAGAAGAAAGACGAAGUCGAAGUUGUUCGCAUGCUCUUCGCAAUGCAAGAAAGCCUGCAUGCGAUUGACCGACAACGACUAACAGCCGAGGUCGAGACAUCUACUAUCACAUCGGUCGUUGGGGAUGUGACGCUAGGUGCUAAGAACCACAACUUCAAGAGUCAGACGUUCAAAAUACCUACAAAUUGCGAUUUAUGUGGAGAGAGGAUUUGGGGUUUGAGCGCGAAGGGCUUCGAUUGCCGAGACUGUGGCUAUACAUGUCAUAGCAAGUGUGAAAUGAAGGUGCCCCCUGACUGUCCCGGCGAGCAGUCCAAGGAUGAGCGCAAGAAGCUCAAGGCCGAACGCCAGGACGCUGCGAACAACAAGCUCCUCAAACCCAGCGCGACGAUGACAUCCCUUCACUCUAAUGCUUCAGAUGGACCCGAACUCAGUCGUUCGAAUACUAUGAACUCUCUUAGCUCUCAUUCAGCACGCCCAUCUUUAUCGGGAUCCGGGCAUCUUAGUCCGGCUGAUGAAGCUGCACCAGAGGGUGGGCGACCAAGCAUGUCCUCGACCAAGACAUCUGGUACUGCACGAAAGAACAGAAUUAUGGCGCCCCCACCAGCAGCUUAUAUCACAGAUUCGGGCGCCAAUGAAACGAAUGGUGGCGCAAAAGAAGAGAAAAGGGGCAAGAUGCUAUAUGCUUUCGAGGCAACUGGUGACGGCGAAUUAACAGUGCAAGACGGCCGCGAAGUGAUACUACUUGAACCUGAUGAUGGCUCUGGCUGGGCCAAGGUCCGCGUAGGGUACAAGGAAGGUCUUGUCCCAUCAUCCUAUAUCGAAAUCACAGCCGUCGCUGCUGCGCCUGCUACGCCUGCUGCACCCGCGCCCUCCGCUCGACCAUCAUCCACCUAUUCCAACUCAACAACCUCCUCCCUAACCCAAUCAACUAAGAAGAAGGGUCCCGCAGUAGCACCAAGGCGCGGCGCAAAGAAGCUCCGUUAUGUAGAAGCGCUGUACGAGUACACAGCCCAGGGCGAGGCGGAGCAUUCCAUGGUAGAAGGCGAACGUUUUGUGCUCGUGCAGGAUGACCCGGGCGAUGGAUGGGUCGAGGUCGAGAAGGCGGGUGUCACGGGAAGUGUGCCUGCGAGUUACGUGCAGGCCGUCUAG